Messenger RNA from Echinostoma caproni, 996 nucleotides. The record is from the annotation of a GenBank genome assembly. NCBI's taxonomy places the organism in Eukaryota, Metazoa, Platyhelminthes, Trematoda, Plagiorchiida, Echinostomatidae.
AUGUUUCAUAUAGGCAUGAUUUCUGCCGCCUCAGUCGUGCCUGCAUUGCUGUAUAUUAAGGAUGGCAAUGAAUUGGUACCGGCCAAUUUGAUCAAACAGGCCUUGGAGUCCAAUCCGACCGGAGCCCCGAAGGAGUUCGUCCACGCACAAGUACAAAGCAUUGCACCCGUGCCGAAGCGAAAUAGAUAUGAACUGGAAUAUCUGGCCCACGGUCAGAAACGAUCCAAGCGAGAAGAAUUCGAUUAUGUGAUCUUGGCUGCUCCACUGCAUCAAGAAGCUACCAUUGAAGGCAAAAGUACUCUUGCACUACCCAAGUAUGCCUAUCAGCGCGUGGAUCACAGCUUUUUCCUCGGAGUGUUGAAGGAUGCAGCAAUCGGUCUGAAGUCCAAUUCCUAUAUACCAAAACAGGAAGUGGCUAUCCUGCCUACAAAGCGCGCCUACUUGGAGGAUCCAGAAUGCCUGUUUCGUAGUUUCAUUUCUCCUCCCGAGAGAGAUCUGCCUUCUGAUCGCGUUUGGUUGGCUUUCUCUGAGCCUCAUCGUGUCCCCGAUCCGAUCCGUGCUCUAUCUGAAAAAUAUCUCCAACUCGCCCCGAUCACUGAAAGCUUGAGUGGUCCACCGGAGAAGAAUGCAUUGGUUACCAAGUGGCUUGCUUAUCCAACAUAUAAACCAGUAUCACAAAGAGUGGCGACUUUCCGCAUGAUGCAAAUAGCUUAUAUUUCCUCUGCCAGUGGUCAUUUAUCCGGUGUGUUUGUGUUACAGGAGGAUCCUGUGAAGGAGCUGGGCCAGUUUGUGCUUGCGCCGCGUCUGUACUAUGCCAACGCCAUCGAACAAGCAGCUUCGUGUAUGGAGAUGGCAGCGAUUGGCGGGCGGAAUGUGGCCCUACUCGUAGCCGCCGACAGACAGAAAGCAAAGAAAACUUCCGGUCAAGAAGCCGCCGGAGAUGACAAGCCGAUCUUGGUGGAUCAUUUUAGCAUCCCUAAACUAUCGAAGCUGUGA